This is a messenger RNA of Camellia sinensis, 2005 nucleotides long. RefSeq lists its product as uncharacterized. Gene Ontology annotation, molecular function: protein binding. The record is from RefSeq and is a predicted model, not a curated record. NCBI's taxonomy places the organism in Eukaryota, Viridiplantae, Streptophyta, Magnoliopsida, Ericales, Theaceae.
AUGAACCAAAAAAAAACCCAUUAAAAAACCCAUUAAAAAACCACACUCUUCUUUUUUUUUUGAACCAAAAAAACCACACUCUUCACUGCCUUCUCUUUAGCUUCAAACCCAUUCUCUGCACAAGAAUUAGGGUUUCAUGUGAUGUGGAGUGCUUGAAUCUUUACUCCUGAACUUUUCUCACACUUUCUCCGGAAAAUGAGAGCAAUGGGAAAGAAUGUGCUGGUGUUGGCCCUCACCCUUGUGGUCUUGUUUGGUGGUUUCUCAUCAGCUCAAGCCACUUCUCCUGCAAAGAUUGUUAGUGGGUUUCUCUCAAGUGUUGCCUCUGUUCUGAUGAAAUGGUUGUGGUCACUCAAAGCUACAGCUACCACCAAAACAGCAAUUACUGGCCGUCCGAUGAUGAAGUUUGAGAGUGGGUAUAUUGUUGAGACUGUGUUUGAUGGAAGUAAGCUUGGGAUUGAGCCAUACUCUGUGGAGGUGUUGCCCAGUGGAGAGCUCUUGGUUCUGGACUCUGCUAACAGUAAUCUCUACAAGAUCUCUUCUCCUUUGUCUCAAUAUAGCCGACCGAGGCUGGUUGCUGGAUCUGCUGAAGGAUACUCUGGACAUAUAGAUGGGAAAGCUAGGGAGGCAAGGAUGAACCACCCAAAGGGACUCGCAGUGGAUGACAGAGGGAACAUUUAUAUUGCUGAUACUAUGAAUAUGGCGAUCAGGAAAAUAGGUGAUGCAGGGAUUACAACAAUAGCAGGAGGCAAAUGGGGUCGUGGAGGGGGGCAUGUAGAUGGACCGAGUGAAGAUGCAAAGUUUUCAAAUGAUUUUGAUGUGGUUUACAUUGGAAGUAGUUGCUCCCUCCUUGUCAUAGACAGAGGAAACCAGGCAAUCCGGGAGAUUCAACUGCAUUUUGAUGAUUGUGCUUACCAAUAUGGAAGUGGUUUCCCUCUUGGAAUCGCAGUGCUUGUGGCAGCUGGCUUCUUCGGUUACAUGCUGGCAUUGCUGCAACGAAGGGUUGGUACCAUAGUGUCUCCCCCAAGUGAGGAUGAGACAACACCAAAACAGAGCAUUCCUCCAAGUCCAUAUCAGAAGUCUAUGAAAUCUUCAGUGAGGCCACCACUAAUUCCAACCGAAGAUGAUCAGGAAAAGCAAGAAGAAGGCUUAUUUGGAUCUCUUGGCAAGCUUCUUGUCAACACUGGGGCAUCAGUCACAGAAAUCUUCACGGGGAUAUUUCCAGGUUUUAGAAAGAAGUCGCCAAGCUAUCAAUAUCAACAACCCCAACAGCACAAAUAUUUAAAUGCUUGGCCAGUGCAAGAGAGCUUUGUGAUUCGAGAUGAAGACGAGCCUCCUUCUAUUGAAACCAGAACCCCUACUCCGCGCAAAAUGUACCCAUUCAUGUCCAAGGAUGCCGAGAAAAUGCAACAGCUCCGGCAGAGCCAUGCUUUUUAUAGCGGAUGGGACGGUGAUUUCCAGCAGCAACAGCAGAAACAGCAACAACAUCAUCAUCACCAGUAUCAUUCAUCGCCCCCACAAACUUACUAUGAGCAGAGUUUUGAGAAAACCAAUGAGCUCUUUCUAUUUUACAUGUAUUCGGAUAGGGGUGUCAGGUGCGGGUAUAUGUCUAAGUGUUCAACUAGUUGUCAAUUUAAGGACACUAAUACAUGACUAGAUUUCAUAUUUUUUAAAUGUUCCUCUUGUUUUUUAAUGGUAAAAUAUGUAUACAAACUAAAAAAUAGCAUUUCAUAUAUAACAUGGAAGUUUUAUGCAUAGCUAUAUAAUAAAUUGUAUACAUAUUUGUUGGUUGUAUAUCCAGCUAGGCAUAUUAGACACAUCCCAAUCUUUUAUCCUAAGUGUAAGUGUUUGAUGCGGGAGCACUGCACAAAUUUAAAAGAGUCCAUGUAACAUAGCAUUUCUUAAUGGCGCUGAUACCGUCCUUUGUGGCUAUCAUUGUCGUAUUUCUAGUAAAAGUAGUAAGAACUUUUUUGAUGACCUUACCUUUUGUUGUCCCUGAGAGUUUGAA